Prorocentrum cordatum is the source of this 894-nucleotide messenger RNA. Lineage: Eukaryota; Dinophyceae; Prorocentrales; Prorocentraceae. The record is from the annotation of a GenBank genome assembly.
UAUUUCCUCGUCCGGCUACAACGCUUUUCGGUCUGGCAGGCCGAUCCGGCCGACCGCUCGGCCACGGAAGCUCUCGUCGAGCGGGAGGACGCAGAGGCCCACGAGCCGCACGGGGACGACGGGACCGCCGAGGUCCACCGCGCACGAGGCAACAAGGCCAAGCGCCGCGCGCGCCUGGCCCAGGACCGACGAAUUCCAGACGUUGCCCAUCACGCCUCGUGGGCUGAUGCCGGGCACGCACGCCGAGCUGAUGCUCAGCUGACGGCGCGGAGAGCAUCUGGGCAGACCGUCUUGCGCGCCGUGCUGGUGGCCGCUGAUGGCUCGAGACGAGCGUGUCCUCCGCUCCCAUCUUCUUUAGUUCGUCUGGUUGCCAAGCCUGGUUGAAUUCCAGCCGUGCCAAGUCUGGUUGUCAAGUCUGCCGCUUGAAAGCUCGUGCCGGAUCCCAGUGUGCAGGCCACUCGCUGACAUGAACGACCGCGAAGCAAGUUUCACCAGGUGUCUCUUUGCUGCGAAGCGCUUCGAUGCUCCGUGGGCACAUCACAGAAGAACUUGAUGUCUGACCGUAUGCGUCUACUCGUCCACUGUGCCACUAACGGAGUGUCUGCGCUGAGCGUGUUGCUGCGUCCCUGUGCGAAGCACGUUGUAAGUAAGCACUGGCGUCGUUCGCGAUGCCCUCCUGUGGAGCAUGCGUGCGUUGCGUGAGGCAAUUUUCCUCGCGGGGACCUUGCGUGUGGAGCGCCAGGAGUGCGCCGAGCCCGCCUCGUGUUGCCGAUUCGCAGGGGAGGCUCACCGAGUUCCCGCUCGGCCCGCCGGGUCGUUCUUUCCUCCCGCUCCCUCCGCCUCGUCGCCGCCGCUGCCGUCGUUCUCCCACCCUUCUCGGGGGCGGCCAAGAGG